AUGCCAUCUCCGGAGAUCACCCGACGGCCGCAGAACACGGAGGUGAAGCUAGGCGGACGGCUGGAGCUGCCCUGCGAGCGGCGCGGCGAGCCGACGCCUCGCGUCCGCUGGGAGUUCCAGGCGGCCGGCACCAACUUCUUCCGCCCGCUCGACGAGAAGGCGGAGAACCACGUCACGGGCGAGGACGGCCGGCUGACGGUGCUCAAGGUGACCAAGCAGGACGAGGGCCGCUACCGGUGCCGCGUCUGGAGCUCGCUCGGCGUGCAGAAGGCCGUGGCCCAGGUGGCCGUCAGAGUGCCGGUGCAGGUGCUGCAGACCCGUACUGUGACCGAGGCCGUGCCCAGCGGCGCACUGGUGACCCUGGGCUGUGACCUGGGCGGCGACCCCCUACCGGAGGUCACCUGGCUCUACAGGGGCGAACCGCUGCGGAAGUCCAGUUGGCAGGCUGAGGUGGUGUCGCAGCCGACUUACCCGCCGUUUGCGCGGUUCGUGCGGUCGGAGCUGUUUGUGCGGCCGGCCGCCUCCAGCGAGUACAUCUGCCAGGGCGCCAACCGGGUGGUGGGGCGUCCACGCGCGGCCGCCGCCGUCGUGGCCGUCGGCGUGCGCGGCGUCCCACGCACAGGGUACGACGGCUCUUCGCCGCUGGGCUACUGCGCGCCCUACGUGGGCGAGGUGUGUCGGCACCACCUGAGCGCGGCGCCGUUCGUCUGGUACAACACCACCUACCAGGGUGGCGACACGUUCGACCAUGAGCGCGCCGUCCGCCAGCAGCUCCUCCACCACGCCGACGACCUCAGCGACGUGUGUCGGCCUGCUCUGGAGACGCUGCUCUGCAGUGUAGCAUUUCCGCAGUGCAGCCAGUCCAACGGCACACAGGCGGCACUGCCGCCCUGCCGGGAGGACUGCCUGGCUGUGCGCGAGCUCUUCUGCGCCAAGGAGUGGCUGCUCGUCAAAGACUCCAGGGUGCCCAGCCACCUGGCGCUGCCGACCUGCGAGCAGCUGCCGGAGCAUGGGGACGGCGCGCGCCACCGCUGCUCGUACGCCGGCCUGACCGUCAUGCUCACCUCGCUCGUCACCUACGACUGCGUGCGGGGCCGCGGCCGCUACUACCAGGGCCGGGUCAACUCGACGGCCGAGGGCAUCCUGUGCCAGCGCUGGGACGCGCAGCACCCGCACGAGCACAGCACCCCGGUGGGCCUGUUCCCGGAGCUGGCCGGCGCCGAGAACUACUGCCGCAACGCCGGCGGCCAGGAGCCGCAGCCCUGGUGCUACACCACCGACCCGGCCGUCCGCUGGCAGCACUGCGGCGUCGAGCGAUGCGCGGACAACAGUACGCUAUACGCCGAUGACCCGGCCGCCGCCUGGGAGCGCGACUCGGCCGUGUCGGCGGCGGCGCCGGCGGGGGACGCCGCCGACGGCUUCCCUCUGCCGAUGGACCCGGUCUUCCUGCUGGUGCUGGCCGUGGCCAGCGUCACGGCCGUCAUCAUGGCGGCCAUGGCCGUGUACGGCUGCUGCCGCUGUCGGCGGGCGCGUCGCCGCGCCGCCCAGCGCAAGGAGGCGGAGGCGAUCGAUCUGACCAAGCUGCCGUCCAACACCAGCUACCACCAGCACGCGCCGCUGCUGCCGGCUAGCCUUGAGCCGCUCGAGUACGCGCGCAACGACAUCAUCUACGUGCGCGACCUGGGCCAGGGCGCGUUCGGUCGCGUUUUUCAGGCGAAGGCGCCGGACCUGGUAGAGGGCGAGGACUUCACCAUGGUGGCCGUCAAGAUGCUGAAAGAGGACGCGUCGGAGGACAUGGAGCGCGACUUGGAGCGCGAGGCGCGCCUGCUGGCCGGCUUCGACCACCCAAACAUCGUGCGGCUGCUGGCGGUGUGCGCCGUCGGCCGACCGCUCUGCCUGCUGUUCGAGUUCAUGAACCAGGGCGACCUGAACGAGUACCUGCGCCAGGCGUCGCCCAAGAACGUCAUCAUCAAGCACGAGACGGGCGAGAUCUUCAGCGACUCGACGCUGAGCCACCUGGACAUGACGAUGAUCGCCCAGCAGAUCGCCAGCGGCAUGCAGUACCUGGCCGAGCGGCAGUUCGUGCACCGCGACCUGGCCUGCCGCAACUGCCUCAUCAACGAGCAGAUGGUGGUCAAGAUCGCCGACUUCGGGCUCUCGCAGAAGAUCUGCUCAAACUACUUCCGAGGCGACGAGCACGACGCAAUCCCCGUGCGUUGGAUGCCGCUGGAGAGCAUCCUCUACAACAAGUACACCCUGCAGUCGGACGUGUGGGCGUUCGGCGUCGUGCUCUGGGAGAUCUUCUCGUUCGCGCUUCAGCCCUACUUCGGCAUGUCGCACGAGGAGGUGGUGCGCCACCUGAAGGAGGGCAACCGGCUGAAGCGACCCGAGAACACGCCGCGCACCAUCCACCAGCUGAUGCAGCACUGCUGGGCGACGGAGGCGGAAAAGCGGCCGUCGUUCGCCGCCAUCGUGGAGCGGCUGCUCGAGUUCCAGGACCGGCUGGACCAGCAGAUGGGCGUGUACGGCUACACGACGGCCGCCAACAGCGCCUACACCAGCCGCGCCCCGAGCAUCGGCAGCCCGUCCACCUCCAGCCGACGGUGAGGUCGCCCCGCGCGGGUGGAUAGUCUGGGUCCGAUCCGCUCUGGGUUGGGGCGGGGACCGGCGGCGGCGCCGGCUCGGCCAGGCCGCGUCUCAAGCUCUAUGGUCGCGCGCGGCUGCUCCCUCAGCCGGCGCGCGGCCCCUCAGAGCCGUCUUAUUUCGACCGUGCCGUCGAGCGGUCUUCUCAUCGGCGGUGGGUGUCCCGCGCUGCUACUCAGUUGCGUUCGCACGCGCCCUGCCGCCGUGGUAGCGAAUGUAGGAGAGGGCAUAAUCUCGUGCGGCGAACGUAGCCUCUGUUGCUUCUCCAGGGUGCUUAGCUGUCUAGUCUCGUUCGGCGUAUGUUGCCGAUGUGUGCGCGUGUGUACCCCACCGACGCGUGGUCGGUGCGGGUCAUAUGGAGCGACCUGGCUUUGCGUGUACUUGUGGCAAUAGCGUGUAGACAGGUACGUGUCGCGCCGCCCGUCGCGAAGCGUCAGUUCUGUGCAAGAAGUCUUCACGGGCCGCAGGGCGACGACGUUGCUUUCGACCCGCUUCAAUUUUUCGGCCGAUUUUCGUGCCAUCGAUCGACGUGGAUCCUUCCCGUUUUUACACUUUUGUAUCCGCCCGGCUUUGCAUGCACGGUUUCGUACAUGAGCCGGCGGGAGACCCGCCGGUCUCUGGUGCCGCCCCCACUCACUGCAUAUGCUCUUCGUACUGCCGACUGGGUCCGCGGCCCCCGCGGCCGGAGGGCGCGGACGAGUCGUCGGCCGCCGCCCGGGCCGCUCGCGCCGCGCCCGACCCCCUAGUCACGAUCGCUCGUCCGUAGUCGGUGUACCCCUAGCUGUGUAGCGACCAGUCACGCACCGAGCCCGGCACUCACCUUGUGAUAACUACUCGCCAAAUAUACAUGCUGACUACGUCGCGCUUUCUUACGCCGGGCGAGAAGGCCGCGCGUAACCGACGCGGCUCGGUCACCGCAAGGUGUGCUCAAUGUCCUGCACCUCGCGUGCGC
Molecule: messenger RNA, 3595 nt
Organism: Pollicipes pollicipes
Lineage: Eukaryota; Metazoa; Arthropoda; Thecostraca; Pollicipedomorpha; Pollicipedidae
Product: tyrosine-protein kinase transmembrane receptor Ror2
Exons: 13
Coding region: 1-2607 (868 amino acids)
Biological process (GO): positive regulation of kinase activity; multicellular organism development; protein phosphorylation
Cellular component (GO): signaling receptor complex; plasma membrane
Molecular function (GO): ATP binding; Wnt-protein binding; transmembrane receptor protein tyrosine kinase activity
Source: RefSeq, a predicted model, not a curated record